Molecule: messenger RNA, 534 nt
Organism: Lathyrus oleraceus (garden pea)
Lineage: Eukaryota; Viridiplantae; Streptophyta; Magnoliopsida; Fabales; Fabaceae
Product: 26S proteasome non-ATPase regulatory subunit 13 homolog B
Exons: 2
Biological process (GO): ubiquitin-dependent protein catabolic process
Cellular component (GO): cytosol; nucleus; proteasome regulatory particle, lid subcomplex
Molecular function (GO): structural molecule activity
Source: RefSeq, a predicted model, not a curated record
UUCGAUUCUGCAUGUUUUACUCUCAAGCUCGAACAGUUCGUCGCUCUUGCCGUUUUCCAGGCCGGUGAUGCUUUGAUACAGUUAUAUAACAAUUUCAUCACAGACUUUGAGACCAAAAUCAACCUUCUCAAACUUGCCCAUUUUGCUGUGAUGGUUUCUCGACAGUAUUCUGAGAAAGAAGCUGCUGUUGCUUAUCUUGAAGGGGUCAUUGAGAAACUGCAAGCAACUAGAGAGCAGCGCAUUGAAGAGCCUAUUCUAUACAUCAAGAUGCAAAUUGCCUUAUUUAAGCUUGAGCAAGGUGACCAAAAGGAAUGCAAGAAUCUUCUGGAAAAUGGAAAGAGUACACUUGACAGCAUGACAGAUAUUGAUCCAACUGUUUAUGCGAGCUAUUACUGGGUAUCUUCUCAAUAUCACAAAUCCCGUCAAGAAUUUGCUGAGUUCUACAAGAAUGCUCUUCUCUAUUUAGCGUACACAUCAGUGGAGUCUCUCUCUGAUUCAUUCAAGCUGGUAUGUUGUUGAACUGUGAAAUGUUUU